Messenger RNA from Ricinus communis (castor bean), 1743 nucleotides. Its product is annotated as cytochrome P450 84A1. Gene Ontology annotation, biological process: lignin biosynthetic process. Gene Ontology annotation, molecular function: oxidoreductase activity, acting on paired donors, with incorporation or reduction of molecular oxygen; monooxygenase activity; heme binding. NCBI's taxonomy places the organism in Eukaryota, Viridiplantae, Streptophyta, Magnoliopsida, Malpighiales, Euphorbiaceae. The coding region runs from base 39 to 1610 and encodes 523 amino acids. The transcript is spliced from 2 exons. The record is from RefSeq and is a predicted model, not a curated record.
AAAUUAUGACCUAUUAACUUCACCACAAAGCCACCGCCAUGUUCUACACAUCCAUGGAUUCUCUUCUGCACCUUCAGUCUCUUCAAUUUUCAUCUAUGCUACUCAUUCUUCUCUCUUUAUUGGUUUCCAUUAUUUUCUUGCUUCGCUCUCGCAGGAAACUCUCCUACCCUCCAGGCCCCAAAGGGUAUCCUAUUUUUGGCAAUAUGAACAUCGUGGACCAACUGACUCACCGCGGCUUAGCUCGUUUGGCUAAGCAAUACGGUGGGCUGUUCCACCUCCAGAUGGGCGGGCUUCAUGUCGUUGCUGUGUCCACACCGGAGAUGGCUCGAGAAGUCCUUCAAGUCCAAGAUGGCAUCUUCUCCAACCGGCCAGCAAACGUUGCGAUAACCUACUUGACCUAUGAUCGAGCCGAUAUGGCCUUUGCAAACUAUGGUCCGUUUUGGCGUCAAAUGCGUAAAAUCUGUGUGAUGAAGUUAUUUAGUCGGAGAAGGGCUGAGUCUUGGGCGUCCGUACGAGAGGAAGUGGAUUCCAUGGUCUGGAUAGUGAUGGAGAAAACUGGUUCGCAGGUGAAUAUUGGUGAACUAGUUUUUGCAUUAACUAGGAAUAUAACCUACAGGGCUGCUUUUGGAUCAGUUUCAGAUGAAGGGCAAGAUGAAUUCAUGAAAAUCUUGCAAGAAUUUUCAAAGCUUUUUGGAGCUUUCAAUGUUGCAGAUUUUUUUCCUAGGAUGGGCUGGAUGCAUGCACAAGAUUUUAAUAAGAGGCUAACCAGGGCACGACAAUCGCUAGACGGGUUCAUUGAUAAGGUCAUUGAUGAACAUAUGGGGAAGAAGAACAGCAGUAAGAUUACCAAAGAUGAAAAUGAAGAAGAAACAGACAUGGUAGAUGAACUGAUGGCAUUUUACAGCGAAGAAGAUGUUGCCAAAAAUGGUAUCUACGACUCACAAUCUACCAUUAAGCUCACCAGAGAUAACAUCAAAGCUAUCAUUAUGGAUGUGAUGUUUGGUGGAACUGAAACUGUAGCAUCAGCAAUAGAAUGGGCAAUGGCAGAGUUAAUGAACAGUCCAGAAGAGCUUAACAAAGUGCAGCAACAGCUAAUAGAAGUGGUUGGCCUUAACCGAAAAGUUCAAGAAUCAGACCUUGAAAACCUGACCUACCUAAAUUGCGCCCUGAAAGAAACUCUACGCCUCCACCCUCCCAUUCCUCUCCUUCUCCAUGAAUCUGCUGAGGACAGCACUGUUGCAGGUUACAAAAUCCCAGCAAAAUCACGUAUCAUGAUCAAUGCAUGGGCCAUCGGGCGCGACCCGAGUGCAUGGGCUGAUCCGAAUAAGUUUAAACCGAGCAGGUUCCUGGAAGAUGGUGCACCGGAUUUCAAGGGAAGUAAUUUUGAGUUUAUACCAUUUGGGUCGGGUCGGAGGUCGUGUCCGGGUAUGCAAUUAGGGUUGUAUGGAUUGGAGUUGACGGUAGCUCAUUUGCUUCAUUGUUUUAAGUGGGAAUUGGAUGAAGGAGUGAAGGCCAGUGAGCUUGAUAUGAAUGAUGUGUUUGGACUUACUGCACCAAGAGCUGUUAGACUUGUUGCUGUACCUACUUAUAGAUUGAAUUGCUCUUUUUGAAGUGAAAAGAAUGAAUGUAAAUAGGGAUGGAUUUAUUAUUAUGAUCUGUUAGGAGGAAUAUACAGAAAAAAAAGGUAAUGUUGAAGCCGGAAUACUAUCAAUGGAUUGGAGAUUGUAUUCUGUGGUUUGUUUC